CCACCAUUGAUUUGAACAGAUUACAGAUUUCGCGUGGAGCUGUGUCCUGAUAAAGUCUGGGGGAGCCGAAGAAAUAUUUAUUCCUCGAACACUCCUCCUCUCCUUCGCUCCCACUUCAUACACACCACAUCCGCAUUCUCAAGGACACAAGAGAAUACGACUACCACUAUGGCGAGAUCACAACAGACGUCCCUCUUGGGCUUCUCUAUUCUUGCCUUCUUCGUUCUUCUGUUCUCCGUGGGGUUCCUGAGUACAGCACACGCACAGAGUGAUCAAGAGCCAUUACAAGAACAAGAGCAAUAUGGCACUGUCAUCGGUAUCGAUCUGGGAACCACAUACUCCUGUGUUGGUGUAAUGCAGAAGGGCAAAGUCGAGAUCCUCGUGAAUGACCAGGGACACCGAAUAACACCCUCAUACGUGGCCUUUACCGACGAGGAGCGAUUAGUAGGAGACGCAGCAAAGAACCAGGCUGCUGCGAACCCCAAAAAUACCAUCUUUGAUAUCAAGCGUAUGAUCGGUCGCAAGUUCUCGGAUAAGGAUGUCCAAGGUGACAUGAAGCACUUCCCCUUCGAUGUCGUCGAGAAAGAUGGCAAGCCAAACGUCAAGGUUAAUGUCAAUGGAUCCCCCAAGACCUUCACACCCGAAGAGAUCUCGGCCAUGAUUCUUGGAAAGAUGAAGGAGGUCGCAGAGUCAUAUCUUGGAAACAAGGUUACCCACGCAGUUGUUACUGUCCCCGCCUACUUCAAUGACAACCAGAGACAAGCUACAAAGGACGCUGGUAUCAUCGCCGGCUUGAACGUCCUCCGCAUUGUCAACGAACCCACCGCAGCAGCUAUUGCCUACGGUCUCGACAAGACUGAGGGAGAGCGACAAAUCAUUGUCUACGAUCUCGGUGGAGGAACCUUCGAUGUGUCUCUCCUCUCCAUCGACCGUGGUGUAUUCGAGGUCCUUUCUACCGCUGGUGACACCCAUUUGGGAGGGGAAGAUUUCGAUCAGCGAGUCAUCAACUACUUCGCCAAGAAGUACAACAAGGAGAACAAUGUCGAUAUCACCACCGACCUCAAGACCAUGGGCAAGCUGAAGCGCGAAGCUGAGAAGGCCAAGCGAACUCUCUCUUCCCAAAAGACCACCCGUAUCGAAAUCGAGGCUUUCCACAAUGGCAAUGACUUCUCUGAAACUCUCACUCGCGCCAAGUUCGAGGAAUUGAACAUUGAUCUCUUCAGGAAGACUCUCAAGCCUGUCGAGCAGGUUCUCAAGGACGCCAAGGUCAAGAAGACCGAGGUUGACGACAUCGUCUUGGUCGGUGGUUCCACCCGUAUCCCCAAGGUUGUGGAGCUCAUUGAGGAGUACUUCGGAGGCAAGAAGGCAUCGAAGGGUAUCAACCCCGAUGAGGCCGUCGCCUUCGGUGCCGCUGUCCAAGGUGGUGUCCUCUCUGGUGAGGAAGGAACUGAAGAUGUCGUUCUCAUGGACGUUAACCCACUCACUCUCGGUAUCGAAACCACUGGCGGCGUCAUGACCAAGCUCAUCCCCCGCAACACCGUCAUCCCAACCCGCAAGUCCCAAAUCUUCUCCACAGCCGCCGACAACCAGCCCGUAGUCCUAAUCCAGGUCUUUGAGGGAGAACGUACAAUGACCAAGGACAACAACCUCCUCGGCAAGUUCGAGCUCACCGGUAUCCCACCCGCGCCUCGUGGCGUCCCGCAAAUCGAAGUCUCCUUCGAGCUUGACGCAAACGGAAUCUUGAAGGUUACCGCUGGUGACAAGGGCACCGGAAAGUCCGAAUCCAUCACCAUUACCAACGACAAGGGACGUCUCACACAAGAGGAGAUCGACCGCAUGGUUCAAGAAGCCGAGAAGUACGCUGAUGAGGACAAGGCGACGAAGGAGCGCAUUGAGGCCCGAAAUGGUCUUGAGAACUACGCUUUCAGCCUGAAGAACCAGGUCAAUGAUGAGGAAGGCCUCGGCGGCAAGAUUGAUGAGGACGACAAGGAGACUAUCCUCGAAGCCGUCAAGGAAACAACCGACUGGCUCGAAGAGAACGCCGCCUCAGCCACCGCCGAAGACUUCGAGGAGCAAAAGGAGAAGCUGUCCAACGUCGCAUACCCCAUCACCUCCAAGCUUUACGCUGGAGCCGGUGGCCCGGGCGGCGCUGAGGACGAUGAGCCUGAUACUCACGACGAGUUGUAGUCUCCCUUUCUCCUGGCUCUUCAGUUUUUGCAUCCGUCAAGGUAAAUAGAGGUGUAAUAUCCAGUGGAGGGAGAGCAUUUGGUGUUCUUUGAAAUUUCGACUUUUUUUUUCUCUCUGCUGGCGUGCGGGGUUGCGAAUGUGUAAAAUAAAAGCAUAAGAAAGAACGGAGAGCCAAUGCAUACCCGGUUUCGAU
Messenger RNA from Hyaloscypha bicolor E, 2380 nucleotides. Its product is annotated as heat shock protein 70. The coding region runs from base 169 to 2187 and encodes 672 amino acids. Gene Ontology annotation, molecular function: ATP hydrolysis activity; heat shock protein binding; ATP-dependent protein folding chaperone. Gene Ontology annotation, biological process: cellular response to unfolded protein; protein refolding; endoplasmic reticulum unfolded protein response. Gene Ontology annotation, cellular component: endoplasmic reticulum chaperone complex; nucleus; cytoplasm. NCBI's taxonomy places the organism in Eukaryota, Fungi, Ascomycota, Leotiomycetes, Helotiales, Hyaloscyphaceae. The transcript is spliced from 4 exons. The record is from RefSeq and is a predicted model, not a curated record.